AUGCAUCCGUCUGGGCUCUCCGACCUGCGCAAUCUAUCGAACCUCAUUAGUGAGGCCGUUGGUCGCAUCGAACAGGCACUGACCACCCGCUCCGUCGACUUUCCUUCUCUGGAUUCACAGCACUACUCAGAGGAAGAGGAGGAUAUACGCUCCGUGCCCGAAGUCGCUGAUGCUAUCGUCAAUAUCGUGGCCGCAGCUGAGCAGAUUGCCACGGUAGUCAGGCCACCAAGCCUGACGAUAUUGGACAUCUCGUUCAAGUUUCACCUAUGUGCCGCAUUGAGAGUCGCUCUCGAGGCCGACGUGACAGAGUUCCUCAGGGAGCAUGGGCCUUCGCAUGUCGAGGCCAUCGCCAAGCAGAGAAACCUUGAUCCUUCCAAACUGGCGACCAACCAUAUCUUCAGGGAGGUCACCCCCGACGUCUUUGCCAAUACCAGGCUCUCUAGCUCACUGGACUCGGGUCGGUCGUGUGCCGAGCUAAUCACCGACCCGUCCGCGAAGCUCGUCCCCUUCCCAGCAUUUGUCAGCUUCGCGCUCGACUUUUGCUUCAAGGCGGCGGCGCAACUGCCUGACGUACUCCUGUCUCCCGCCACGUCGCACUCAGUCAACUUGAACGAGACGGCGUUCGCCAAAGUGGCAAACAUGGACGGCACUUUCUUCGAAUAUCUGGACCUACCCGGUAAUGAGCAUAUGAGGGAAAAGUUCGGUGCCGCCAUGACUGGACUUACGCAGCGUUCCCAUCCGGAGUCCAUCCUCGAAGUAUUCGACUGGACUUCGUUGCCUGCGGGGAGCAUCGUUGUCGAUGUUGGAGGAGGGAUCGGGAGCCAAAUGGUGACCCUAGCGCGUAGCUACCCGAGCUUGAAGCUGGUCGUUCAGGACAGAGAGGCUGUGUGUGCUGACGCAAUGAAGUAUACAAAGAAGGUGCUCCCCUCAGCCGUGGAAUCUGGACAGAUACAGGUUCAAGCGCACGACAUAUUCACCCCUCAGCCCAUCCAGGACGCUUCGGUCUACUACUUGAGGCACGUCGCCCAUAACUGGUCUGAUUCUACAACCGAGACACUUCUUAAACGGCUUCGUGACGCCGACUGGUAA
Messenger RNA from Peniophora sp. CBMAI 1063, 1089 nucleotides. The record is from the annotation of a GenBank genome assembly. NCBI's taxonomy places the organism in Eukaryota, Fungi, Basidiomycota, Agaricomycetes, Russulales, Peniophoraceae.